UAGUUGUUUUUUUACCUGCCUCUGCACUUUUGCUAUUGUUUUGCCACUCAAAAACAAUUCAAUAUAUAGGGAAGUAUUAAGAGAUUGCUUUCUUGCAGUGUAGACAUGCAGCCAACAUCUGUAUCUUUCAAAUCACAGAUACUUCACUGAUUUCAUAAGCCUGAACGAUCGGUUUCUUCUUUCUAAAUAGAAAGCUCUGGAACCAAUUUCAUGUCCUUGGUCAAAGGCCAACCGAUUAUGUCAGCAGUAACAUCAUAGAAAACACUCAAGGUCAUAAUUCCCUUGUAAAAAAUAUAUGCUCAGGUCUUCUGGUUCUGCUUUGUACAGAGCAGGUCUUUCCUUCUAGACUUAAAAAAAGGAAACAUACAAAAGUUCCAUAGUCUGCAAGCUCAGCUCCUUAGCCCACAAUUACAGGGAGGAUGUCAGAGCUUGAAAAGGCUUUUCGCAGGUUUGCAAUUUAUGGAGAAAUGUCCACCAGUGGCAAUGAAAUGACAGGCAUGAACUUUUCCAAGAUGUUGAAAGAGUGUGGUGUGAUGGACGGAGAGAUGGUUACCAGUACCGACGUGGACAACAUUUUCAACAAAUACAAAUACAAAGGAGCCCGAAACAUCAACUACAUUGAGUUCCAACAAGCCCUUAAGGAGCUGAGUGGAAAGCGCUUUAAGGGCAAGUCUCCUGAAGAAGCUUUGCAUGCCAUCUUCAAGCUGAUGGAGGGCAAAGAGCCAGACACCCUGGUAUCAACAAAAAUGCGUUGCAGCCAGUGUGGCAGAAAGAUUGACCAAUACAAGCAAAUGUACGGGCUCUCAUAAGGAACAUUUUUGCAAUACUGGCAAAGGUUUAACUGGGCAGGUAGAUGUGGUUGACAAGGGCCAUGUUGGGGCUUACAAGGGGUCUGGAACCUAUGACAAGACCCACUAAAUGUGGGAGGAAACUUGCAGUGUCUUCUGAAAGCUUGCUUCCUCUUCUUGGCCAUGGGACUGGGAAUUUAAUAAACAACUGUUCGUGCAAUUCUUCUCCCUGGCAUAUUAUGUUUCUGUUUAUCUGAAUGAAUGAUCACCCAGCUGGCCUGCUAUGGAUGGACCCACCAACAUAUACUUAAGGAAUGAUUCUGAAGGCAUAUACCAUGCAACAAAAAUCACGCAGGGAAACAAGAGUUUGGAGAUGCAAGAAACCUAUCUGGAGACUACCUAUGACAAAGUGAAGGAGCCACAAUUUGCAUUUUAGGUAUUUUUCCCAUUGUGGGAGACUUCUGAGCACAUGCCUUGCCUCCCUUUUCGGAAUCUGCAUAGCUACUAGCUAGAUGUACCUUUGGUAGUAGAGU
Molecule: messenger RNA, 1321 nt
Organism: Anolis carolinensis (green anole)
Lineage: Eukaryota; Metazoa; Chordata; Lepidosauria; Squamata; Anolidae
Product: tubulin polymerization-promoting protein family member 2
Exons: 4
Coding region: 420-809 (129 amino acids)
Biological process (GO): positive regulation of protein polymerization; microtubule polymerization; microtubule bundle formation
Cellular component (GO): microtubule
Molecular function (GO): tubulin binding
Source: RefSeq, a predicted model, not a curated record